GAAAUAAAUCCACACAUGCGCAGAUAAUCCACGUUGAAAAAAACCCAGGUUACAUUUUUAAAAGGUUUGAGCCAAAUACUGCAGCAAUGGUGCUCGAUAUAGAAUUAUUUCGUGCGGAAAAGGGAGGUGAUCCUGUAAAGAUGAGGGAAAACCAAGCAAAACGUUUCAAAGAUGUAACGUUAGUGGAUAAAGUGGUAGAGGCUGAUCAACUAUGGAGAAAAUUGCGUUUCCAAGCAGAUAAUUGGAACAAGAUUAAAAAUUCCUGUAACAAAACUAUUGGUGAGAAAAUGAAGAAGAAAGAAGCAGUGGGGGAUAAUGAGGAACUCCCAGCAGCUAUCAUAGAUAAUCUCUCUACUCUUACACCGGAAUCUCUUCGGGAGCUCACAGUAAAACAGAUCAAAAAGAUAGCAGGUUUGAUUGAUGCGGAGAUCAAGCGGUGUAAAGAAGAGGAUGUGAAAACUCAAACAGAACGAGAUGAAACUCUGAAAGAAGUUGGAAAUCUUCUACAUGACUCUGUCCCUGUCAGCAAUGAUGAGGAUGAAAACAGAGUAGAAAGAACAUUUGGUGAUUGUGAGUCUGCAAAGAAAUACUCUCAUGUUGAUCUCAUCCAUAUGAUAGAUGGCGUUGAUACAGAUAGAGGGAGUGUGACUGCUGGUGGACGAGGCUACUACUUAAAGGGUGCUGCCGUUAUGCUGGAACAGGCCCUGAUACAGCAUGCCCUGCGUCUGCUUAUGGUGAAGGGCUUCACACCUCUCUAUACACCAUUCUUUAUGAGGAAGGAGGUUAUGCAGGAGGUAGCUCAGCUCAGCCAGUUUGACGAGGAGCUAUAUAAGGUUGUUGGCAAAGGCAGCGAAAAUGUGGAGGAUAAAAGUGUUGAUGAAAAAUAUUUAAUUGCCACAUCUGAGCAGCCAAUCGCAGCAUUCCAUAAAGGGGAGUGGAUCCCCACCCAGGAUCUACCAAUAAAAUAUGCAGGCCUUUCGACAUGUUUUAGACAAGAGGUUGGAUCUCAUGGCCGAGACACCAGGGGUAUUUUCAGGGUACACCAGUUUGAAAAGGUGGAGCAGUUUGUCCUGACAAGCCCCCAUGAUGAUGAAUCUUGGAAAAUGUUUGAUGAAAUGAUAGGAAAUGCUGAAGAAUUCUGUCAAUCAUUAGGAAUACCAUACAGACUUGUGUGCAUUGUAUCAGGUGCAUUGAAUAAUGCUGCAGCUAAGAAACUUGAUCUGGAGGCUUGGUUCCCCAGUGGAACAGGCGCUUUCAGGGAGCUUGUCUCAUGCAGCAACUGCCUUGACUACCAGGCUAGAAGGUUGAAAGUCCGAUAUGGCCAGACCAAGAAAAUGGAAGCUGGGGCCGAGUAUGUUCACAUGCUGAAUGCUACAAUGUGUGCUACAACCAGAGUAAUUUGCGCAAUUCUGGAAAACUUCCAAGUUGAAGAUGGUGUUAUUGUUCCUGAAGCUUUGCGCAUGUACAUGCCACCUAGCAUGAAUGAGAAAAUCCAGUUCACCAAACCAGCACCUAUAGAACAAGAAGAGACCAGGAAGGCAAAGAAACAAAAACAAGGACAAUCCAAAGCCAAAACUAAAGGAGAGGGGGACAGUGUAGAAAAUGCAGUUAAAAAUAUGUCAAUCGAUAAGUAAAGUGGAUUUGCUAAUAGAAAUCAAUUUAAAUUCAAUCAAUAUAUUUAUUAGACUUGAACCCUAGAUCACCUAUAUGGACAACACACUGGAGAUAUCCUUGGUAUAUGUACUAUAAUUCACCAGGACAAACAAUGCAACUAAAAGUUAUGAUAUGCCAAAAAUAAAUCCAGAUGCAAUAUAUGAAUAAGAUGAACCUUGAGGUUUAGAGUUAGUGGAUUUCUGUUGAGCUAGGUCUGAAAUGUUCAAAUAUAGGACCAAAUUUAUAAAAGAAAGUGAGACCAAGUGAGAAACUUCAGAGUGAACUGAAAUCUGUUAAGUGGAACUUGCUGUAAAAUGAACAUUUGUAAGUAGAAAUCACCUAAAUAGAUUUUACUUGACUAUUAUGAUUGAGCAACUGGCUUGCAGAUAUA
Owenia fusiformis is the source of this 2044-nucleotide messenger RNA. Lineage: Eukaryota; Metazoa; Annelida; Polychaeta; Sabellida; Oweniidae. The record is from the annotation of a GenBank genome assembly.